Molecule: messenger RNA, 1139 nt
Organism: Papaver somniferum (opium poppy)
Lineage: Eukaryota; Viridiplantae; Streptophyta; Magnoliopsida; Ranunculales; Papaveraceae
Product: purine permease 1-like
Exons: 2
Coding region: 38-1096 (352 amino acids)
Cellular component (GO): membrane
Molecular function (GO): purine nucleoside transmembrane transporter activity
Source: RefSeq, a predicted model, not a curated record
CUAAACUUCUAAAGCAUUACUGAUUACUUGGAACAACAUGGAUACUGUCAGGAGAAAGUACCUUAUGAUCUUCAAUUGCAUCUUAUUAGCAAUUGGUGCCACUGGAGGUCCGCUUCUAAUCCGUCUCUACUUCGUCCGUGGUGGUAAGCGAAUAUGGUUCGCGAGUAUGCUAGCAAGUGCAGGUUGGCCGAUUCUAAUCCUCCCUCUCUCGGUUUCAUACAUCUUCAAUCGCCGCCCCGGCGGUGUUGAAAAUGGCAGAGAAAAUUUUUUCACCAUUACACAGCCUCUGAUAAUUGCUAGCGCUUUUAUCGGUCUCCUCUUGGGGUUAAACGAUUACUUAUACACUCAUGGUGUUUCCCUUCUUCCCGUCUCGACAUCUACAUUAAUAAUGUCCACUCAUUUGGCCUUUACGGCUGGUUUCGCAUAUGUUCUUGUUAAGCAAAAAUUCACUCCGUAUUCUAUAAAUGUAGUUGUGCUAUUAACAGUUGGAGCUGUGCUUCUGGGUCUUCAUUCGGACAAUGAUAAACCCGUAAAUCAGUCGAAGAGAGAUUACUACUUGGGUUUUUUUCUCACGGUUGGAGCUUCUGUAAUCAGUGGAUUGUUGUUCCCAUUGGCGGAGUUGGUGUACAUUAAAGCUAAGCAAUCCUUAACUUACAGUUUAGUGAUAGAAAUGCAGAUUGUGAUGGCUGUGGUUGCUUCCCUUUUCUGCAUUGUUGGGAUGAUUGUAAACAAUGAUCACAAGGAAAUAUUAAGAGAAGGUAAAGAGUAUGAGCUCGGGGAGGUCAAGUAUUACGUAGUGCUAGUAGCUAUUGCCAUUAUGUCGCAGAUUUACUUCGUCGGGACAGCAGGAGUUAUAUUUUGUUCAACAUCUUUGCUUGCUGGUAUUAUCGCUGCCGUAAUGCUACCCAUAACGGAGAUCCUAUCUGUCGUAUUCUACAAUGAGAGUUUCAAAUCUGAAAAGGGUAUUGCGUUAUUCCUCUCAUUAUGGGGUUUCAUCUCUUACUUGUACGGAGGCUACAAAGAACACAUAGAAGCGGAGAAGCAGAGUUCCGAAUUAAAGCAAGACGAAAACCUCCCUCCUCAAACCAGUAAUUAAUAUACUGAUUUUUUGACUACCAAGUUUUGGGUAUGAAUUUAGA